AUAAAAUAGAGGAUAAAUCCGUUUUGAAAGUAAACGAGGUUGUGAACGCUAGAAACAACGCGCAUAAUUUUCUAUACAGAAGAAGUUCUCCUUUGUGGUGAUACGGUGAAGUAAAAUAAUGUGUAUUAUCAAUAUAGUAUAAAUAACACAUGAAGUAAUAUUUAUCCCACAGAAAUGAGUGGUUGUUGGGAAGAAACGGACGUUUUGCCUAGCGGUGGUGAAGAUGCAGAAGUCCACCAGGCAAAAGUGCCUAGAUACGAUGAUAGGGCGAACGGGCUACGCAAGUUGCGAAAGAUGAAGAGAAGCAAAACAACAGAAUGGCUGUCAGGUUCUUGGCCAUUGAGGCAAUUUGAUGGAUCAUUACCUACUAAUAAAAGAAAGGCGGAGUGGAUGCGAUAUCGCGAUCAGUUCGAGCGUAUACAGUGAUCGUUCGCUAAUUGGGGCACGACCUCACCCCAACUAGCGAAUGCCGUUCGCUAAUUGGGGCGGUUUGACAAACGUCAAUGUUGUUUACUUUUUGCAUUGAACAAAAGAAAAUUUUACGCGCCAGAAAAUAUCGAUCCCGCCAAACACGGAAACAAAACGUCAACGCGUUUUUGACAUCACAUUCUGACGUUUAGCUGCUUUUUAAUUGGGUUUCGCCCCAAUUAGCGAACCCCCAACUAAAAAGCGCCCCAACUAGAAAAACCCCAAUUAGCGAACGUUCACUGUAGUCUCUUGCAAGCCACCAGUCGAUGAAGAAACCAAGCUAACAGGGUUAAAGAUAUUCGCCGGCGAUUACUUGCUGAGCAUUAUUGAGAUGCAGCAAAAAUCGGUGCCAGAUUCAUCAAGAGAGGUGUACCGGGCUACGAUCAAGGCACUUGAUAAAUACUUCAGUCAAUCAUGCGAUGUUGUGAAAGAACGUAUGAAAUUCAGAGAGCUAAGAAUGAAAUCAUCGGAGUCGUUUCCUGAUUUUGUACUUAGAUUGGAGACGCAAGCAAAGUUUUGCGAUUUUGGACGGGAACAACGCGAGGAAGAAUUUGUACAAGCUCUCCUGCGACGAUCUGUUCCGGGUAUUUCUGAGAAGUUGUACGAAAUGUCGGAUUUCUUCGAAAAUGAUUUGGAACGCAUUGUCAAUCACGGAAAACAUCUAGACUACAUCAGAACAGAAGCUGUAGAAUCAAAGGUAACGCAUGAGCAAGGUCAAAUAAACGAUGAGCCGGAACGUGAUGUAUCCAAUGUCAAAGCAGUCAACGCUAUUCAUACGGGAAGAAAGAGUUUCAGGAGUGACCAUCACGAUCGUGCCAAGUAUGUGGACGGACGCAACGGCUUAAGUGAGACUAGUACUCGGAAACGACCAUGGGACAACAGACAGUCGGCGCGGCAAGCUUGCCCUAAGUGUGGUAGUGUCCACGGUCCGAGAGAUUGUAAAGCUUUUCGUGCGAAAUGUUACAAUUGUGGCAAGCUGAAUCACUUUGCAGAAUUUUGUUAUUCGUCACGGAGAUGGAAGAACGCACGAUACCGCCUGAAUGCCGAUUUAGGAGAGGACAUGAAAAAGGAAGCUGGAAUAAUUAACCAGCUGAUUACAAAGGAAACUAAAUCAUUGGCUGGCAAAUGGGAUCAGAGAUUUGUCUACUGUACGAUCGGUAUUCAACGUAUUCGAUUUUUAGUGGACUCAGGUGCAACUGUCAACACAAUCUCUACUUGUGAGUGGGAUUUAAUCAAACGAAAAUGCCGAACCGUGCUACAGGACGUCGUAAUGCAUCCAGAAGAAGUUUUAAAGAGUUAUGCCAAUAAUUGUCCUUUAGAAGUAAUAUGUUCCUUCCGGGCGUAUGUUAGUGUUGCUGAUAGUUCUGGACAGGCGCUUCUUGCUACUUUUUUUGUCGUGAAAGGAACCCAGCUGUCCCUGCUUGGUUACGAUACGGCACAUGAUCUCAACCUAAUUCAGAUCGGUCGUGAUUUGGUUAAUAAGAGGCCUAUAAAUGCGAUCGUUCUUGACGAAACCACUACACUAGAUAAAAUCGGCAGAGAGUUUCCUAAAAUUCCAAUUUCUGGCGUACGAUUCAGGAUUGAUGAAUCAAUCACGCCAAAACAGAUCGUGCGAUAUAACAUUCCGAAAGCUUUUGAAGUGGCUACGAAUGAAAGGCUAAGGCACAUGGAGAAUGAGGGAAUUAUAGAGAGAGCCGAUAAAGAACAGGAUGUCAUUUCGUACGUUUCGCCGCUGGUACUUGUUCCAAAAGGUAGCGACAAUAUAGCCGAUGCUGCUUCGAGGAUUGGUAGUCGGCGGGAUAAUCAACAGUUUGGGGUUGACAAAGAACCACAUGAAUUGUGUCACGUUACUGCGAAUCCAGGAACUAUUAGUGAUCACAUGUUGGCGUUGACAAACAAGCAGGUUAGAGAUGAGACCCUCGACGACGCAGAACUGCAAGCUGUGAUGUCCUACUUAGGAAAUGGGGAAAAAUGGCCUAAUGAGAUUUCAAGCUAUCAACCAUUCCAAGGGAACUUUUAUAUCCAAGGAGACGUUUUGAUGAAAGACGAGAAAAUGGUUCUUCCAAUAAAGCUACGCAUGAGAGCGUUACGUGUAGCUUAUCGAAGCCAUCCUGGUAUGUCCACGAUGAAAAACAUUCUACGGCAAGGUUUAUGGUGGCCCGGCAUGGAUCGGGAGAUCGAAAACUUUGUGAAAAGCUGUCCGGAAUGCCAGUUGGUCACUGUGUACAAUCGCCCACCACCAAUCACGAUGACCGAGUUACCUAACAAUGCGUGGGACUAUGUUUCAAUGGAUUUUUCUACAGCAUCCGAGCUGCAUAACUGGAAAGCAUUGGUUCUUACGGAUAAUUAUUCGCGUUUCUUGGUUGCUAUCCCUAUGGACAAAACUGAUUGCGAAGCUGUUAAACGGGUUUUAAAAAGGGUAUUUGAUACGUAUUAUAUACCGAAGACCAUGAAGGCGGACAAUGGCCCACCUUUUAAUAGUGCGGAACUCAAAGACUGGCUUAAAGAAUUGAAAAGAGAUAAGGCAGAUACGCCAUACAAAAACACAUUACAUAAAGUAGUGCAGUUGACAGGUACUGGUCGUGCUACCAUAAUGGAUAUGGCUACGAAUAAAACAUACGACCGUAGCGUUAAACUGUUGAAAAAGUUUGUAAGACACACGACCGAAGAGGCUGAAGAAUUAUGCACAUCGGAGGAGGAAAGACCAGGGGAACAGAAAUCGGAAGGGGCGUCUAAAGUGGAUGCUGUAGUUCCCGAUAACCAGGCGCAAUCACCAACGAAUAAGGAUGGUCUCGUGGUAUGUCGUAAUCCUCGAACAAUACGGAAGCCAAAACGAUUCAUUGAUGCAGUAACGCUUGAGCUGGAUGAAAACUAG
This is a messenger RNA of Armigeres subalbatus, 3343 nucleotides long. RefSeq lists its product as uncharacterized. Gene Ontology annotation, biological process: proteolysis; DNA integration. Lineage: Eukaryota; Metazoa; Arthropoda; Insecta; Diptera; Culicidae. The coding region runs from base 800 to 3343 and encodes 847 amino acids. The transcript is spliced from 5 exons. Gene Ontology annotation, molecular function: nucleic acid binding; zinc ion binding; aspartic-type endopeptidase activity. The record is from RefSeq and is a predicted model, not a curated record.